This is a messenger RNA of Pestalotiopsis fici W106-1, 1527 nucleotides long. RefSeq lists its product as uncharacterized. Lineage: Eukaryota; Fungi; Ascomycota; Sordariomycetes; Amphisphaeriales; Sporocadaceae. The record is from RefSeq and is a predicted model, not a curated record. The coding region runs from base 1 to 1527 and encodes 508 amino acids. The transcript has a single exon.
AUGCAGUUCACCACUACUGGUUUCGUCGUCGCCGCACUGGCCGCCUCGACCUCGGCACACAUGAAUAUGUAUGACCCGCCGCCGCUGAAGUACAAGGGCAACCCCAAUGCCGUGACCAUCGACAGCGAUAUCACUUCGCCCAACACGGCCUCAUCCUACCCUUGCAAGGGCGCCCUGGAUGUCUUUGACACCGAUGAGGGUGCUUCCGUCGCCACCUGGGAACAGGGUUCCCAGCAGAGCAUCAAGAUUGAGGGCGGUGCUUCCCACAAUGGAGGAUCGUGCCAGGCCUCUUUGAGUUACGACAGCGGUUCCACCUUUACCGUCAUCUACUCCAAGGAGGGUGACUGUCCCACGACUCCCGAGCUCGACUUUACUGUUCCCUCGGACGCUCCCACCGGCGACAAGGUCUUGCUCGCCUGGUCCUGGAUCAACCACACCGGUAACCGCGAGUACUACAUGAACUGCGCCUCCAUCACCAUUACGGCUGCUGGCUCUUCCAAGAAGCGUGACGUCGUUGAGGAGAAGCGCGAGGAGCCCAAGAAGGUCAACAAGCCCGCCAAGCGUGACACUGCCUUCACCGACCGCCCUGCCCUCUUUGUCGCUCAGCUGGACGGCAUCUCUCCCUACUGUGUCGCCGAGGGUGUUGAUGUCCAGUACCCCGAGCCUGGCCCUGAUGUCGACUCUACCGGCUCCUCCCUCGGCCCCGCCACCUACUGCAGCUCUGGCGAGGCAGUGGCUGCUGGUUCCGACAGUGGAUCUGACUCUGGCUCUUCUGCAACUGGUGCUGGAUCUACUACUGCUGCUGCUACUAGUGCUGCCACCAGUGCUGCCACGAGUGCCGCUGCUGAGACGUCUGCUGCUGUGACUUCGGCGUCAAUGUAUGUUUCUUCUUCAUCGUCCCUAGCCAGCACAUCAUCGUCAUCAGCACCAUUGUCAUCGUCAUCAGUGCCUGUGGCAUCAGCCAGUGGCACAUUGGAGGUGUCCUCUAUGGUGUCUUCUGUGCCCACGGGUCUCACCAUUAUUCCCAUCACCAUCACCAAGUCGUCGAGCAGUGUGCUAAUGACUUCAUCCUCUAGUCCUGGAGGUGUUUUCAUCACCUCUCCCGGCGGCGGCGAUGCGUCAUCCACUGCCUCGUCCACUGCCGCCCAGGCUUCUGAGACGACGCUGUCUACCAAGACCAGCGCUGCCUCGACCUCCAAGGCCGCCACCACCUCUUCCUCUUCUUCCAAGGCUGCUGGAUCUAGCGCCGCUGCGACCAAGACCAGCAGCUCUGUUCCCGCAGCCUCCAGUGGUGCUGGAUCUACUAGUGCCCAGUCUGGUGCCUGCACUGACGAUGGUGCCUGGGCUUGUGCUUCGGACGGAGCCAGCUUCCAGCGCUGCGCCAGUGGACAGUGGAGUGCCGCCAUCCCCAUGGCUGCUGGCACUUCCUGCGUCCCUGGUAUCUCGGACACGCUCAACAUGAGCCGUCGCAGCACCAACAUGCGCCGUGUCCGUCGCGGCUACGAGGCCUACGACCAGAUCAUCUAA